This is a messenger RNA of Limulus polyphemus (Atlantic horseshoe crab), 2602 nucleotides long. Its product is annotated as ABC transporter G family member 21-like. NCBI's taxonomy places the organism in Eukaryota, Metazoa, Arthropoda, Merostomata, Xiphosura, Limulidae. The transcript is spliced from 12 exons. The record is from RefSeq and is a predicted model, not a curated record. Gene Ontology annotation, cellular component: plasma membrane. Gene Ontology annotation, molecular function: ABC-type transporter activity; ATP hydrolysis activity; ATP binding. Bases 30 to 1493 code for a protein of 487 amino acids.
UCUCUGCUUUGCUUCGUCUACCAGACGCCAUGCCAUACCAUGAGAAAAUGGUCCAAGUAGAACAUAUUAUUGAUGUCUUGGAACUUAGACAAUGUCUAAAUACUAGAAUUGGAGAUGAGAUGAAGCGAGGGUUAUCUAAAGGGGAGAAGAAACGAACAAGUAUUGCGUGUGAGCUACUUACAAAUCCAACUACCAUGCUACUGGAUGAGCCAACAUCGGGCCUUGACUCCGGUGCUGCUCUCUCUCUCAUGUCUAUUUUGAAGAACUGUGCACGAAAAGAACAUAAAUCUGUUGUUGUUACAGUCCACCAGCCGUCCAGCCAGAUUUUCCACAUGUUUGAUCGUCUGCUUUUAUUAACUGACGGACAAGUCGCUUUCUUUGGACCUACACGAGGGAUUUUCGAGUUUUUCUGUGAAGUUGGCUUACACAUGACUCCACAUUAUAACCCUGCGGAUUUUAUCAUUGAACAAGUAAGGAAAAACCCAGAAAUACGAGACAAGCUUAUAAAAGCUGCCCCAAACUUCAGUGAGCUGAAAGAAGUUUGUGGUACUAUUGAAAGAAUUUCCUCUAUAUCUGGACUGUCUCAUUUGACAGAUCCUACAGAGGAUAUUGGAGAUUCUGGAGUAUCUUCUUCGUCCGACGCUUACAGCUCUGUUUUUAGCAGCGAAGUUUACCUUCCUGAAGAGGUUGAGAAGUGGCCCACGUGUUUCUGGACUCAACUAAAAGUGUUAUCUCGAAGAAAGUUUCAAGAAGCUCAUGGUCGAAUGCUCUCUAGCCUGAACUGGAUACAAACCAUUGGAUUAGGACUCGUGAGUGGACUUCUGUGGUUUCAAAUGGAAAGAACAGAAACUAACCUCUCUGAUAUUCAAGGAUGGAUGUUCUUCAGUAUCACCUAUUGGAUGCUAUUUGCGCUAUUUGGAGCACUUACUUCAUUUCCACUUGAAAGGGAAGUGGUCAACAAAGAAAGGGAGUCGGGUACCUAUAGACUGUCGGCUUACUGCUUGGCUAAAAUGAUUGGAGAAUUUCCUCUCACUGUUACUCUCCCAUCAGUGUUCCAUUUCAUCUCCUAUUCGAUGUUAGGGUUACAUGAUCCUCAGACCUUCCUGUGCCUGUGGGGAUUUCUUUUUCUAAAUACUGUAGUUGCUCAGAGCGCAGGGAUCCUUGUGGGAGCGCUGUGUGUUGAUCUUGAAGUGUCAGUAACUGUAUCGGCUCUGUAUUCCUUAUCAACGAUGCUGUUUGGUGGUUUUUACGCAAAGUCUAUCCCUUCCUGGCUACUGUGGUUGAAGUAUUUCUCCAUGGUUCAUUAUGCCGUUAAUAACAUGCAGAUUAUAGAGUUUGGUGGUAGUUCGCCUAUACGUUGCGCACCUCAAAAUUCGCAGUUCGAGCUAUGUCGCCAUGGAAACAAUUCAGUUAUUCCAGUUGAAGUCAUCAUUGAACAUCAAGGAAUGGUGCUCCCUCUGUGGGCAAACACUUUAAACAACGAGACUACAUGAGUGCAUCACUAUUCAACAAUAUACAGAUAGAACCAGUCAACCAAGAAAUCUCAUAUAUUUAUAUCCUAGCAAUGGGUUUGUAUCAAACUGAAAAUAAGUUGAAGUUUUUUUCUACUUUAUCAAACAGACUUUUAAACACCAGCAUUUAUCUGGAUUAAUUUAAGAAGUUCUAGAACUUUGUGCAAUUUUUAGUUUCUAGUUGAUUUUUCAUCUUUUCAAGUUAAAACACUCAUAACUAUUUCAUGUACAUAUGUAUAUAACCUUUAAGCUUGUUAACUAAAAAGGAGUUAGAUAGUUUUGGUUUUUCUACAAAUAAAGCCAUGUUUUGCAUCUGUUACUACACAGGUAACCCAAGCACUAGUUACAAGCAAGUUAACAAAAAAACUAACUGAAUAACGUGAAUAAACCAUUCAAUCAUUUAGUUAAAUCUUUUACUUCAGAUAUGGUUAAUGUCAUUUAAUUCUGUUUACUUUUGUUACCAAAUUACAGAUGACUGUAACUAUCCUAAACCUGCAGUAGCUUAUAUGUUAAUAUUUACUGCAAGCAAUCUAAUAAGCUGAUGUGCUUUCAACUUGUUUUUAGGUUUACUUGAUGCUCACUUAUGCAUUUCCUAAAAUAACUUUUAAAGUUCUUAGGUUAUCAUUUUUAAGUUCUAGACAACUGCAUUCAAAAUGUUCAACUUUUAAACUUCUGAAAAUUUCGGAGUUGGCUUAAAUAAAUGGGUUACAUACAGUCAAAGAAACUGCUGUGACUGAAUUCUUAUGUUUUUCCAAUAAUAAGGUGCACAGUUUGUCUGUUUGAUGGGUUAUGAUAUGUAAAACCAGCAUAGGCAGACAAAAAAUCCAUGCUUAUAAUUGUGUAAAACUGCUGUGUUUGUUAAAAAUGAUUAAGUUUUCCAGCUACAUUAAAAUAACUAUUCAAUGUGAAUUAUUCUGGUGUACAAAACAAAGCAAAUGCUAGUCAUCUGGUAGCUAGACAGUGUUUAGUCCCAAAUACAAGUUUUAUAAAUUAAUGAUAAAUACUGCAGCAGUAAAACAUAUGCUCUACCAAAUAUAUAAAGAUAUUCUUCUGUAGUUGUGAUUAAACCCUAGCUAACCAGCACUAUACAA